AUGGCUGAAGUUGAGGCAUCGUGGAUGCCUGAAGCAGGGCUUGUCCAAGACCGGAAAGCAAUCGGUGUGUGGACGGCGUGUACGGAUCCCCCGCCAGUGCCUUGGCCCACUAAACCGCCGGAUAUCACGUGGCGGAGCGGCCGCCAGCGAGCGGGGCUCAGGCCGGAAGGAUCGGCGCUAGGCCGGAAGAAGGCAACAAUCAGUACUCGGCGAAGGGACUUUGGUCGUGUCGUGCCAGCUUACUUUGUCGUACUCCGUCAGGUCUCCAUCAAGCCAUUGCUGAUUACAUACGAGAACUCCACUCGAUCAUUCACUGGAAGAGGCAAUAGGACCCUUGAGAUCCGCUGGGUUGAAGAUGGGAAACCAGAAACGGCCUACAAGGGAUUUGCCUUUGUCAUCACAGAUACAUCUGGAAAGCCCACGACAGACGAUCGGAAACUCAUACGCAGUCAUGUCAUGCGAGGCAAGAAUACACGCCCGUCUCGUGGCGGCCAAAAGCGCUCGACCAAAUGGGUCAACCAGACUAGUCCUCAACCCCCACAGGAACCAGAGGAACCACCUGCGCCCAAGUCACUCACUGCUCUCGUCAAAGAGCCGAGAAAACAAAAGCUCUACAAGAUUGCCUGGUACGAGCAUGUAUUCCGCACACCCAAUGACCUUUACAUGUUCCAAUUUGCCGACGAUAUUGACGCGGCCUCUCGAGGCAUGCUAUUCGAAUUUUACGCCGUCGUUAAAGAGACGAUGUACCCCAUCGAAUGGUGCCUGCAGUACGACGAGAGCAAGACGCCGUGGUUCUACUGGCUUCUAACAGAUGCCGCGUUUCUGCACUCGAUUUUAUUCACGGUAGGAUUGAUGAACGACACUGUCAAAGGAGACAGCCCAAGCAAGCACACCAACUUCCAUAUUUGGAAGACACUCCAGCUGUUGAACCAAAAUAUUGCGGACCAAGACAUGGCUUUGGCCGACUCGACCAUCGCCACGAUUGUGUCCAUGUGUAUGGUGGCCGAAAUCUUCGGACAGCGCGACAAUGCCGCCGCACAUAUCCAAGGCAUGCGUCAGAUAGUGAAGCUAAGGGGAGGAAUCGAAAGCUUCUCUCACAAUCUUCAAUUACAGGUCAAGAUCUGCCGGGUGGACAUUGGCUGGAGUUUAUGCACCGGCGAGAAGCCGCUCUACUUCCGGGAUACCUUCUCAUGGGAGCCUGCUUUCUCCUCUAUACUGGGCAAAGUCCCUGUUGGCUCCGAGGUCUGCCCUGGCUCUUCAAGCAUACGACUUCUCUUAGACGCCGCCGACAGUCGCUUGGGCAACGUCUUCCAAGAUCUCCACGACUUCUCCCGCCUGGCGACCGCACUAUACCACACCAAUCGCAAGAUUGACCCGAACCUAUUUCAAGAGUUCAUGACUUGCGUUCAAUACCGGCUGUUGUAUUCGGAGACGACAGCACACAAUGCCUUGGCCGAACUAGGUCGCCUUGGGAUGAUCAGCUACAUCACCACCCUCUUCCUCCAGGUACAAGGUGCAAAAUUCCAGUUCACCUCCUUGACUACCAAGCUUAGGUCAGCAUGCAAGAACUUCGAGAUCUCAGCCUCCACAUGCGCUGCCACGAAACUCCUACUGGCCUGGAGCCUUGUUAUCGGUGCCAUAUCCGUCUUUGAAGAGCAGGACGACCGUUGGCUUUUGCCGAAAUUGGCCAAUCUGCGAGACUCUCUGGGACCUACAUGGCCCGAAGCCAAGGCCAAGCUCGAGGAUGUCAUUUGGACCGAAAAUGUCCAUGAUUCUGCCGAAGUCGGCGAGCUUCACUCCGGCUGGAUAGGUGUCUGGGAUCUGUCGAGUUCUAAUGCAGACAAUGCGAAGCGGUUGGAGGCCGUCGGAGGCCGUCGAUUGCCCAUCUACCAUUCCAGAAUCCAUCAUCGGUUUCAAGCGCAUCUCGAGCCGCAUAAUACACAACUCACGAUUUUGAGCUACUACUCCUCAACUAAUCCGCGGCUGUUACCGAUCGCGACGUGGCCAUACGUCCAUCUGUACGCGUCCUCUCUUGGGGACUUUCGUCAAGAAACCAUAUACUGCCCUGCUUAA
Colletotrichum lupini is the source of this 2073-nucleotide messenger RNA. RefSeq lists its product as uncharacterized. The transcript has 9 exons. Bases 1 to 2073 code for a protein of 690 amino acids. Lineage: Eukaryota; Fungi; Ascomycota; Sordariomycetes; Glomerellales; Glomerellaceae. The record is from RefSeq and is a predicted model, not a curated record.